Messenger RNA from Colletotrichum chrysophilum, 333 nucleotides. RefSeq lists its product as uncharacterized. The record is from RefSeq and is a predicted model, not a curated record. Bases 1 to 333 code for a protein of 110 amino acids. The transcript has 2 exons. NCBI's taxonomy places the organism in Eukaryota, Fungi, Ascomycota, Sordariomycetes, Glomerellales, Glomerellaceae.
AUGUCGACCGAAGCCCCCACAUCGCAGAAACGGGGACCCGGCUCGACAUACGACCGGAAAGCUUUUGUCGGAAGCAUCAAGCGAUACUAUGAACUACUUUCCAAGAUGAUCUCGAUCAGGCCCAAGCACAUCGCUUACCCCCCGGAAGGAGGUUGGGGCGACGGCAUCAUCCCCCUGGAGAAGUUGCGACGCCUCGGCUUCAACGACACGAUGAUUGCCCUGGUCCGGUAUCUACCAGUGGCUUUCGUGAGCCCGACGAGGAGUAUCAACUCGAGGAUUCCAAUCUCGCUGGACUCUGGCCGUUGCCAGAGGAAAGAAUCCCCCAAGGCAUAG